Photinus pyralis (common eastern firefly) is the source of this 1595-nucleotide messenger RNA. Its product is annotated as mucin-5AC-like. The transcript has 3 exons. Lineage: Eukaryota; Metazoa; Arthropoda; Insecta; Coleoptera; Lampyridae. The record is from RefSeq and is a predicted model, not a curated record. Bases 153 to 1169 code for a protein of 338 amino acids.
AGUAGCUCACUACUCGUUCGUCACAAUCAAUGAACAAGACGUCCUUCUGCUGCUGAUAUAGUAACAUCAUCGCGCAGUUUCUUGUGGUAACGAUAUUUAAUAUCGUCAAGUGAGGUUAGAUUAGACAGUAUCGCCCCAACUUUCUAGCAAUAAUGGAUCGGUUUCAAUUAGUGAUAGUGGUUUUUUCAACAAUUUUUAAACUGACUUCCUGCGCCGAUCCACCGGGUGGUUACUACCAAACGAAGUACGACGCCUUAGACGUCGAGGAGAUUUUAAAUAAUAAAAGAUUAGUGAUCCAUUACGUUAAUUGUUUAUUAGAUAGAGGAGCAUGUCCUCCGCAAGGAGCCGAUUUAAAACAAAUUCUACCAGAGGCUCUCGAAACAAAUUGCCUAAGAUGCACGGAGAAGCAAAAAGAAAUUAUAGUACGAACUGUUCGACGCCUACGGGCGGAAUACCCAAUUUUGUGGAGCGAAUUGGUCUCAGAGUACGAUCCCAACGGGGAAUACUUCGUACGAUUUGUAUUAACUUUGGAUCCAACGGUUCAAGUCGAGGACCAGUCUAACUUGUUGAGCAAUCGAUUUGGGGAUGAGAAUUUCCCGAGCGACUUAUUCCCAACAACGCGAAAGCCAACUUCACCACCAACUACAACGAAGAAAACCAGACGUACCUAUCAUCCGACAAGAUCACCCACCCCUCGUCCUACAAUGCCAAUAUCAAAGUCUACGCCUAGAACUACCGAACCGGCAUUGACGAGAACUGAAGAAGACGACCUACUAUCGAAUAUAUUUACAACAGCACCGCCACUGUUUAACAGAUUCGACUCUGAAACCACUACACCAACCCAGACAUCAGAUAAACCAUCAACGUACCCACCAAGUCGGGCGCCAGAGAUACCCACCACCGCUACCACAACCACUACCACUACCACCACCACGACAAAGCCGUCAACAACAACAACCCAACCUCCCCUUAUCUUCGGGUGGCGUCCGGUGGCAUACGGUCCUAGUCCACAAGCGCCAAGACCCCCCACCCCUUUGGUUCAGAGCAGUGUACAGCUUCUGUCAUCGUUAGGCCAAAUCGGCACGCGAGUGAUUGAGGCAGGAUCACAAGUUGCCGGAAUGGUACUAAACGCAUUUUUUCGUGCCAAACGUGUCAUCCAUUAUCAUUAAAUGUAGGUAUAGUCAACGGCACAUGUGAUAGCUGAGUGAACAGUAAAUUUGGGAAUUUUCAAGAGAUUUCCAAAUAGCUUUUAAAGUCGUAAUCGACACACUACCUGAUUUAUUUCAAUCGUUCUAGAUUUUAUGGAUAGUCUAACCUACUUAGACUAGUACUGCAUAACUAACAAAUAACACUGCAAGUGUUCCAUAUACAUAAAAUUAGUGCAUUCAGUCUGAAGUUCAAUGUAACAGUAAUCAGACUAGUAAGUGAAUGUAAAGUGGUUUUUGAUGGGAGUACCUAAAUUAAUUCAUCAACUAAGUAUAGGAUGGCUGACGUACUGAUUAUGUCUGUAUUUUAGUGAGAUUUUUAUAUUUUUAAUACUUUGAUAGUGAAUAUUCGUGUUAUGUUAGUAAAACUAAUAAAUUUUGCAAAGUUUU